AAAUGUGUAUUAAUUAUAAUUUCGAAGAAACGUUAACUUUGUAUUAAAAAGUUGAUUUAAUGCAAAAUAGAAUAUAAUAUUAUAAACAAGAUUAUUUUCAAACUGAUAGAAAUGUUAAAGUUUAAUAAUUAUUACUAUGCUCAAUAUGCAACAACUUGUGAAAGUGAGCCUGGUUAUGAUUCUGAUAGUCCAGAGGUUUUGCAAUCUUUGAAAAACUCUCCAACUUAUAUUUUAUCAAUGAGUAUCUUAAAAAGAAGAGAACAGAAAAAAUCUUUUUAUAAAAAUUGGAAAAAUCGAAUUAUUAAGGAAUCAGGCUUAGAAAGUCGAAUCGAAAAAAAAUGCGGCAUGAGAGUUAAAAUAAGAAGUCAAGUUGUAACUUACAUCUACGAAUCUGAAUUAGAUAACAAUGAAAAAUAUUUCAAAUAUAAAAUAGUUUAUCGUUACAGCAAAAUAUUACAAAAAUGGUAUUUUUCUGUGGGUUAUAGUUUUAUACCCGAUGCAUUGAAUAUAAAACAGAUAUUUAAACACAGGGUAGAUGAUCCAAUUAGUCCCAAAGUAAUUAAGAUCGUGAAUAAAAUAAGGGAAGCUAUAGAUGCUUUUCUAGAAGCAUAUUCAUAUAUUUUCCAAUUUAUUGAUUAUGCAGAAAAAAAAUAUCCAGAUAUUGAAUUUCAAAUAGACCAACGUCUCAUUUAUCUAAAAAUGUUACUCAAGGACAAAACAUGGCCAAAGAACAUAAAGAAGAUAAAUAAAACAGAUACAAUUUUUGCUACGUUUAAAUUCGAUAAAAAUCUUGACAUUGACAGUAUCAAUUUUCAAUAUCUGUUUCUCGAAGACGAAUUAGUAUCGGAAAAGAUUAAACAAAUUUAUAUGGAUUUAUUGCGAAUUAAAUUCGAAGUUUUUCUACAAUUACCUCUUUAUGAAGCAUUUACGCAUUUCAUGGAAUAAGAAUAAUAAUAUAAAUUACAA
Polistes canadensis is the source of this 966-nucleotide messenger RNA. RefSeq lists its product as uncharacterized. The transcript has a single exon. NCBI's taxonomy places the organism in Eukaryota, Metazoa, Arthropoda, Insecta, Hymenoptera, Vespidae. The coding region runs from base 112 to 945 and encodes 277 amino acids. The record is from RefSeq and is a predicted model, not a curated record.